Cornus florida is the source of this 1545-nucleotide messenger RNA. RefSeq names its product UPF0496 protein 1-like. The transcript has a single exon. The coding region runs from base 271 to 1431 and encodes 386 amino acids. NCBI's taxonomy places the organism in Eukaryota, Viridiplantae, Streptophyta, Magnoliopsida, Cornales, Cornaceae. The record is from RefSeq and is a predicted model, not a curated record.
UCCCGCGGUUAAGGGUGGCUCGAUAGCCCGGACUCUCGAUAGUUAAUCGUUGUUGUUCUGGUCAAAAGUACAAAAAUAUUACUCUUCCGUGGUGGAAAUCGUAACUUUCCAUGAAAUUUCCAUUCUGUUACUCCUUUGCUUAUUUAUUGACUUGAGGAUCGAACAAUCCUGAAUCAAAAAUUUUCAUCAUACCCCAAUAUCUAUCUUUAUAUCUCACGCACAUACCUAAGCUUUCAAAUUUCGAUUUACCUUUCUCUAAUUUCUCCAACAAUGUCUUUUCUGUUUAGAAAGAUAAAGGAACAUAGCCAGAAAAAAGAACAGGAACUAUAUUUACAGUUGGCGUCGGAUCUGAGCUCCUACGAGGCCGCUUGUCGAAGCGACCCAUUUCUUCAGUCAUUCGAUUCGACCCUCCAACAAAGUACCAGCCGAGUCAUCAACAGCCUGGUAGCGGACGUCCGGGUUGGUUCACUCACUCUCAACUCGCUGGGAGAACUCACAGGCUACUACUCCAAAACGAAUGAACUAGUGGUGAAAUUCCUUGAGGAAUGCAAAGAGGACAUAUUGAAGGAUGAAGAUCUGUUCGAUAUUGUGAAAGACUACUUCGAUAACAGUCUCCAGACUCUGGAUUUCUGUACUGCUCUCGAGAAGUGCCUCAAGGGUGCACGAGACAGCCAAUUGACGAUUGAACACGCUUUGCAGCCAUCUGAGGAAGAACAGAGAGAUGGGUUGAACGGGAAGAGAAAAAUCUAUUCGAGGACGCUGCAGGAAUUGAAGAAUUUCAAGACUGCAGAUGACCCAUUUACCAAAGAGUUCUUGUUGUUGUUUCAAUCUCUUUAUGCAAGCCAAAUGUCAGUAUUAAAGAAAUUGAAAGCUAAGAAGGGUAGGCUUGGUAAGAAGUGGAAGAAAAUGAAGCUCUGGAGGACUCUGUGGGAUGUGAUUUUUGUGGUGACUUUUGCUUCUGCUGUGAUAUUUACGGUUUCGGCAGCUUUUUCUACGCCGCUAGUUGCGGCAGCGAUUUCUGCGCCGCUUUUGGCGGCACUGGGGGCUGCAGCUACGACGUCGCUGGUGCCAAUGCGUCAUUGGAUUAAUUCCCUUUGGAAGAAGUUCGAGAAGGAGCUGAAAGGACACCAAGAGAUAAUUCAUUCAGUAACGAACGAGACUCACUUUGCAAUCUGGGACUUGGACAACAUUCGAGUACUUGUGGAUACAGUGGAAAUUAAGAUUGGAUCACUGUUCCAAACUGCUGAUUUUGCUGUUAGAGAAGAGGAGGAUGUGAUGGUAGCUAUAGAAGACAUCAAGAAGAAGCUGAGCGAGUUUAAGCAAACAAUUGAGAAGUUGAGUGAACAUAAUGAGAAGUGUAGCACUAAUAUAAUGAGAGGGAGGGAAAAGAUCAUGGAGACCAUAACCAAACAUCACUACUUGGUGAAAUAAGACCUUGGUAUGUAUUUACACCAUGUAUAUGUUGUGACUUAGGUCCAUUUAGUUGAUUAAUAUUUACCCUUUAUCAAGAUUACUGUAAUUUAUAGGAUGACUUUUCUUGUAAUA